Molecule: messenger RNA, 1444 nt
Organism: Lingula anatina
Lineage: Eukaryota; Metazoa; Brachiopoda; Lingulata; Lingulida; Lingulidae
Product: pancreatic triacylglycerol lipase-like
Biological process (GO): lipid catabolic process
Molecular function (GO): lipase activity
Source: RefSeq, a predicted model, not a curated record
GAAACGCGUCGUCUACAGACGUAAUAUCCGUUAGAAAAAUAAAACGGUCUGAUAAGAGGACACAGCAUACCAACUUUAAAAAUCUCACGUGGAUCGUGUCUGGCGAACUCCGGCGGUGACCUGCCUCUCGAUUAACAUGGCCCGUGUCCUUAUGGUAGUGAUCCUGUGUCUUCAGUCACUGUGGUAUUUACACGCUCGUGAGGUAACCGAUCCAGAAGUAGUUGAAAUUGUGAAUAAUCGUCAGAGGCGGGCCGACGAUGAGUCGGUAUGUUAUCCAAGAGUUGGCUGUUUUAACAAUUCCGCUCCAUUCAACAACGCCUACAACGAACUCCCUUCAGAUCCAGACGAAGUAGGGACUGGCUUCUUUUUGUACACCCGUAACAACCCAGAUGUCCCAGAAAACAUAUCUAACAGUGACAGAGGCGCAAGUCUAAAAAGUUCAUCCUUCAAUAAAGACCUCCCUGUGAAAUUCAUUACCCACGGAUUCACAGAUAGCAGAAAUGCGUCAUGGAUGAAACUUAUGGUAGAUGCUUUUUUGAAAGUGGGACCGAUGAACGUCGUUCUCGUAGACUGGGAAAACGGAGCAAAGGCACCAAACUAUCCAAAGGCUACUGCUAACACGCGCCUGGUCGGCAGAGAAAUAGGUUUGAUGGUUAAAUUAAUGGUCAGCAAGAUGAAAUCCAAGCAUAGUCUGAUCCAUUUGUUAGGACACAGUCUGGGUGCUCAUAUAUCGGGGUAUGCUGGGGCAUACCUAGGUGGAAAGAUUGCUAGAAUUACAGGUUUAGAUCCGGCUGGGCCUUUCUUUGAGAGCUACCCUCCCAUAGUCCGCCUUGAUAAAUCCGACGCCAAGUUUGUAGAUGUUAUCCACUCCAAUGGGGCUUCCAUUACCUCCGGGGGCGCUGGUCUUAGAUUGCCAGUUGGCGACGUGGAUUUCUACCCCAAUGGAGGCGGAUAUCAGCCCGGAUGUGGGAAUCCAAUCAGGGGCAGUUUGGCACAACUUUUCAAUGGGAAUUUUCAAGGAGCAGGUACCACCAUAGCAUGCAGUCACAAAAGGGCCAUACUUGUAUUUGUGGACUCCAUGGUUUCUGAUUGUCUGUUUACGUCGUACCCAUGUGCAGAUUGGGACGCAUUUAAUAGAGGCGAGUGCUUGGACUGCAGUUGGUCUACAGGAGGAUGUUCACAGAUGGGUUACUAUGCAGACAAGUACAAAGUUACUGGAAAUUUGUAUUUGAAAACAAUUUCUUCUUCUCCUUAUUGUGGCUUCAACUAUGCUGUAGAAGUCACACUUUCUAACAGUACCAAGGGCCAGGUCAAAAUACGAUUAGUCGGGGAGCAUGGAUUAUCAGAUGUUCUAGAGCUUACUGGGCAAGUAAUCUUACUAUUAUGGUCACUUUAUAUCUUUUUCACUUUUUUAGUUGUGUUAAUUUAAAAAGAAUAACAUUUG